UCAGAGCUGUUAUCUUUCAAAGGGAGGUAGCACAAAGUAUUGACUAAAAGGGUGGAAAUAAUUGUGGCAGACAUAUAUUUAACAAAGUUUUUUUUGUUGUUUUUUUGGCUAAACUUGUGACGUGUUUGCAAUCAUGGAUAUGUGUUUGAUAUCCAUGAGAGCAGAGUAUUUUUGUGAUUUUCUUUUAAACAAAAGAUAAAAAAUUUAAACAAUAAAGACAAUUUUUCACAGCCUUCUUUGCUUUACCAAGGGUGCCAAUAUUAGUGGAGGGCAAUGUAUAUGCUUUUCAUUGUUAUUUAACAACACAUUUAAUCUGCGUAUUAAUAGGCUUAGAUUAUGCAGAGCUUUAACCAUACGUCACUGUAUAUGAGACUAUAGGACUGACAUGGGUUAGAAUGAGCAUAUUAAUAUAAUAUUAUUUGUUGCAGUUGUAAAGAAAAUUAAUCAGAAGCUUCUGAUCUGAGAAUUCAACUGUCCUAAGGUAUAAUUAUUGUACCCAACAUGCAAUCUUGUUAAAAGAAAAAUUAAUUGACUUUAUUUCUAUGGUGAUGUGCUCAUGCCACUUGUAUGAGUAGCAAAAUUCCAGCUCCCAAAUGUAAAAUGCCUUCCUGCAUUCCUGCCCCAUAUUCGUAGUCUUCCACCGAGCACUUUCAUUUUCUUCUACCACAUGUAAAUAAUUCUGAUUUGCUAGUCAGUGUGAGUGAACGUGUAUGUAUAUGUGAUACCCUGAUCGGAACUGGUAUCAUAUUCUGGAUGGACCUCUGCCUACUGCUUCCAUGAUCAUGACUCUGAAUUGAAUGUUUCUUUUUUGGGGGUUUUUUGUUUGUUUUUCCUAAACUUUCCUGUAACUUCCUUAAGUUACUUUCCCAGUAGCUAAGUAUUAGACUCACUGAUUGGGAAAUGAAGUAAAUAAGUGCAUCCCCAUUUGGUUGUGGUUUUAACAGAAGCAAAAGCCACAUGGUUACAGAAGGCCCUUCCAGUCAUGCCAGAUCUAUGGUCACUUCCCAUAAACAUUGGUCUGAAGUGGGUGGGGUGAUAAUGUCGGCGUCUGCCAUAUUGAACUUGUGAUUACUGUCAAAAUUGAGUUGUAGUUUCUUGUUGUCAACUGAUAUUGACAUAUCUUGAUAUUUGGAAAGUACUGGGUAUAUAUGGCACUACACAACCCUGAAUAAACUUCCAUGUAAAAUCCCCUGAUCAUAGCAAACAUUGCUGCUUCUGAUGCGAACAAUGGGGAAUACCACAGAGUCAGUUUUAGUUUCAGUUCUUCUCUCUCUCUCUCUCUCUGUCAGGAUAGUAUGAUUCAGUUCUAAGAUUUACCCUCAUUAAUCACUGAGCUGUAAAUCUUAUGACCUCGUUAAUGCUAAUGAAUUUGUCCUUGCUUUUCAUUGUUACUGCAUUGUUAUAAGAUUACAAUGAAUUAACAUAUGCAUUACCUGUCUGGUUAUGAAACCCACUGGCAGUAGCACUGAGUGCCAGUUAGUAAGACUUCAAAGAGCUUUUUUUUAGAAAAGCAAAUUUAACAAAUUCAAAUCUUUUUAGUUUUGAAAUUAGUUCACAAUUAUUUUUCACAAUUUAGCUCAAUUAAAGUGACAAAUUUUUCUCACAAUUGUCUUUUCUAUUACUGUUUACCAUGGAACACUGGGUAGAAUUGUGACCUAACAGCUCCAGGGUCCCUGAUUCCGUGAGCUUUGUUUACUGUGUGGAGAUGUGCAUGUUGUCCAUAUGGGUUUCCCAGAUUCCCCAGUUUCCUCUCAAAACAUUCAGGUAGGAGGACUGGCUAAGCUAAAUUGCCCAUAGAUGGCAAGCUGCAUGUUAACUGCCCUUGUGUUUUAUGGUAAUCUGUUGUUAGCUACACUAUAAAAAAUUAUCCUGUAAACUUACAGUUGCUAUCUUACUGAUAGUUUGCUAGUAUGGUACUGUAAUCAAUAUUUAUGGAAUUCAUGCUGCAGUGUUUUUGUUUUCUGUAAUGGCACACUGUACAGUAUUUUAAAAGUGCACAACUUGUGUAAGAAUAAUAUGUAAUACACAUAUUAAACAUGUUCAAUGCAUCAUGCUCAAGAUGCACAUAUGGAUCAAUAAGAGACAGCAUUGGCUGUGCCAGGAAGAUGACAAUAGCGACAUCACAGGGUCAUGUGUAACCAGUGGGAUUUUCCUUAUUAAUAGCUGGGAAACUGUAAUCAUGAGUCAUUGGUUUCAGUUUGGGUGGUUCUUAAAUAGUCUACAGGGCAUCCGUUUGCUUUUAGUUUAAUGUUUAGAGUUAUUGUGCUCGACAGAAGAAACACGAUGCUGGAUUAUUCAGUUUUCUUAAGCCUGUUUACACUGGCUUGCUCAGCGGGGAUACUCAAGAGAGAGGACUUAAACGUGUCACUCGGGCAGGACGCGACGUUUUCGUGCGAGCUUCCGGGCGCUGUUGGAGUGAAGCAGGUCAUAUGGCAGCAACACAGAGAUGAUGGCACCCUGCGCAAUAUGGUCACGUUCACUGAGCGCUCUAAACCCCAAGUGGACGAUGCGUUCCUGGGCAAAGUGACUGUCACCGUGGCGUCAGUCCACACAACAACUAUCGUGAUAAAGAAUGUGACCUUCUCGGACGAAGCCUGCUAUGUCUGCACCUUCAGUGUGUAUCCGUCCGGAACCGAGAGGGAGACAGCAUGCCUCACUGUGCAAGGUUUAUCAGAAAUAACAACACAGCUUCCAGUUAAACUUAAGGAGAAGGACACAGUUGUCGCUUGCUCAGCCACUGGUAAACCUACACCGGUGUUCAGUUGGUGGUCUGGAGAAAAAGAACUGAGCAAUUACUUAUCAGAGACUUUCACAGUACUGAAUGGUGACAGUACAGUCACAACUACAAGUAACCUCACAAUUCCACAGUCACAAUUCAGUGGAAAAUAUGUGACAUGUGUGGCUAAUAGUGGCAAUAUAGAGAAGAGUGAAAACAUCACUGUGGAGAAACAGAUUGAUAAAGGGACUCCAGUGACAUCCAGAUCUUAUGUAUUUUCUGCUGUCGUCAUGAUCAGCUGUGUUGUUUCUGCCAGUUGUGUUAUUAUUCUGUUUCACCAGAAGAGGAAAAGUAGAACAUCAAAAACACCUUAUUGAGGUUGCCUGAUAUACCUGGACAGUUAAACGUUUUCUUCUCAGCACUUUUCUGAACAUUAUGCUGUAUGAUACAUUGGAAAAAAUGACAUUUCGUAUUGCACUCUUCACAUAACUUUGGACUUGAAAGCACUUUAUACACAGAAAAUGCUCAUUGCCUGUUUACAACAGUUUUUUUUGUUAAAUUAUUGUGUAAAUGUAUUUAAAUAAAUAUUUAUUUAAUCUAAAUAAAUUUUACAUAAAUAACUAAA
Molecule: messenger RNA, 3341 nt
Organism: Ictalurus punctatus (channel catfish)
Lineage: Eukaryota; Metazoa; Chordata; Actinopteri; Siluriformes; Ictaluridae
Product: OX-2 membrane glycoprotein
Exons: 5
Coding region: 2248-3093 (281 amino acids)
Molecular function (GO): cell-cell adhesion mediator activity
Source: RefSeq, a predicted model, not a curated record